AUCCGUGUUUUGUCCUCCAUUCCUGGGUUCCAGCCUCCAUCUGUGUUUUGUCCUCCAUCCUUGGGUUCUAGCCUCCAUCCGUAUUCAUCUUCAUCCCCAGAUUCCAGGAUCCAUCCCUCUGUCUUUUCCUAUCACAAGGCUCCAUCUUCCAUCUAGGUUUUGGCCUUCGUGUUUCUUCUCUCAUUCUGGCAUGUGGAGGACUCUGACCUCCAUAUUCUGUCCCUCAUCCCAUUAUGGCACCCAAGGAUUCCAUGUCCCUUCUCCAGACCUGACGCCCGCCUCCCUCUGUUCUCAUGCCUGUUACGGUGCCUGUUCCGGUCUUUCUGUCCUCGUCUCUCUUCCAGCGGACAGGGUGGCUCAAUGAGUAGGGCUGUGGCUGGUUUGUGGGGAGCUCUGGGUUCUCGUUCUGUUUUGUGCACUGGGCCAUCUCUGGCAGGUCGCUCCUCUGGCCUGCCAUGGGGUGGCACGAAUGGGAUUCCUGUCAUCCCAGGCUCUCCUCCUCUGUGAGUGUCUCCUCAGCUUCUCUCUCUCUUCCCUGUCUCCUCAUUCCUCCCAGUCCCCACCUCCUUCCAUCCCCUAACUCUUCACCUCCCACCCCGCGUUCCCCAUCCCUUCUCUCCUAGGCGGUACGUGAGGGCCUCGUGAUGCCGGUGGUGAAGACUGAGGGGGCUGAGGAUUUCACUGGAGCCACAGUGAUUGAGCCCCUGAAAGGGUACUACGAUGUCCCCAUCGCGACCCUGGACUUCUCCUCCCUGUACCCGUCCAUCAUGAUGGCCCACAACCUGUGCUACACAACGCUGCUGAGGCCAGGGGCUGCCCAGAAGCUGGGCCUGACCUCUGACGAGUUCAUAAAGACCCCGACGGGGAAUGAGUUUGUGAAGGCGUCUGUGAGGAAGGGGCUUCUGCCUCAGAUCUUGGAGAACCUGCUCAGUGCCCGGAAGAGGGCCAAGGCAGAGCUGGCCAGAGAAACCGAUCCCCUGCGGCGGCAGGUCUUGGACGGACGUCAGUUGGCGCUGAAGAUCAGCGCCAACUCUGUCUACGGCUUCACCGGAGCCCAGGUUGGGAAGCUGCCCUGUGUGGAGAUCUCUCAGAGCGUCACUGGCUUUGGGCGACAGAUGAUCGAGAAGACCAAACAGCUGGUGGAGUCCAAGUACACCGUGGAGAAUGGGUACAGCGCCGAUGCCAAGGUGGUGUACGGAGACACAGACUCAGUGAUGUGCCGCUUCGGGGUCCCCUCGGUGGCGGAGGCCAUGGCGCUGGGCCGAGAGGCCGCAGACUGGGUGUCCAGCCACUUCAUCUCGCCCAUCCGGCUGGAGUUCGAGAAGGUCUAUUUCCCAUACCUGCUCAUCAGCAAGAAGCGCUACGCGGGCCUGCUCUUCUCCUCGCGCUCCGACUCUCACGACAAGAUGGAUUGUAAAGGGCUGGAAGCCGUCCGCCGCGACAACUGCCCUCUGGUGGCCAACCUGGUCACGUCUUCGCUGCGGCGCCUGCUCAUUGACAGGGACCCCUCUGGCGCGGUGGCCCACGCCCAGGACGUCAUCUCGGACCUCCUCUGCAACCGGAUCGACAUCUCGCAGCUGGUCAUCACCAAGGAGCUGACCAGGGCCGCCGCUGACUACGCGGGGAGGCAGGCCCACGUCGAACUGGCCGAGAGGAUGAGGAAACGGGACCCCGGCAGUGCCCCCAGCCUGGGGGACCGAGUGCCCUACGUCAUCAUCAGCGCCGCCAAGGGCGUUGCGGCCUACAUGAAGUCAGAGGACCCCCUGUUUGUGCUGGAGCACAGCCUGCCCAUUGACACGCAGUACUACCUGGAGCAGCAGCUGGCGAAACCCCUGCUGAGGAUCUUUGAGCCCAUCCUGGGCGAGGGCCGGGCUGAGGCCGUGCUGCUGCGUAAGGGCCCAGCCGGGAUGAGGGGGCCUGGGGGAGGGAGGGGAGCCCGGGCCAG
Molecule: messenger RNA, 1945 nt
Organism: Vombatus ursinus (common wombat)
Lineage: Eukaryota; Metazoa; Chordata; Mammalia; Diprotodontia; Vombatidae
Product: DNA polymerase delta catalytic subunit-like
Exons: 10
Biological process (GO): base-excision repair, gap-filling; DNA-templated DNA replication; DNA replication proofreading
Cellular component (GO): delta DNA polymerase complex
Molecular function (GO): DNA-directed DNA polymerase activity; 3'-5'-DNA exonuclease activity; nucleotide binding
Source: RefSeq, a predicted model, not a curated record